GGUUUGGGAGCCAAGCGAGUGGGUGACAGGUCGCUCCCGGCUGGGAAGGUUGUCCGGCAAGUCAGGACUGGGUUUCAGGUCAGACGGACCAUGCCGAGAGACAGGAGGGCAGAGCUGUGCCCAGGACUGCUCCCCAGGACCUGAGCUUGGACCCAGAGUUUUCAGGGGGAGGCGAUGUCCCUGAGGGAACAGAGGUCUCUGGUCUCAUCUUAAGCACUGCUGGAUCCCAUGUGACAUCAACAGCCCUCUGCUGCUGCUGGGAGUUCUGAGCUGGGCGCUGGGGCAGGGCCGGCGCCAGGCACAGACACUUCGGCCCUUGUUGGGAGAACAGAGAGAGGCUCUCUUGUCCACUGCCUGUCCUCCGGCUCCAACUGCUGGUUCCCUCCGGGGCCUCUCCUCAGGCUGUGCAGAACCCACCUGAUCACGGUUACAGAAUGGACUCUAGCCCGGCGGGCAGCCCCAGUCCUCAGCCCUCAAGGGCCAAUGGGAACGUCAACCUGGGGCCUUCAGCCAACCCAAAUGCCCGGCCUACCGACUUUGACUUCCUGAAAGUCAUUGGCAAAGGGAGCUACGGCAAGGUGCUACUGGCCAAGCGCAAGUCUGACGGGAUGUUCUACGCAGUGAAGGUGCUGCAGAAAAAGUCCAUCUUACAGAAGAAAGAGCAGAACCACAUCAUGGCGGAGCGCAGCGUGCUUCUGAAGAGCGUGCAGCACCCCUUCCUUGUGGGCCUACGCUACUCCUUCCAGACGCCCGAGAAGCUCUACUUUGUGCUCGACUAUGUCAACGGGGGAGAGCUCUUCUUCCACCUGCAGCGGGAGCGCCGGUUCCUGGAGCCCCGGGCCCGGUUCUACGCCGCCGAGGUGGCCAGCGCCAUUGGCUACCUGCACUCCCUCAACAUCAUUUACAGGGACCUGAAACCAGAGAACAUUCUCUUGGACUGCCAGGGACAUGUGGUACUGACGGAUUUUGGCCUCUGCAAGGAGGGUGUAGAGCCCGAGGAGACCACAUCCACGUUCUGUGGCACCCCCGAGUACUUGGCUCCAGAAGUGCUCCGUAAAGAGCCUUAUGACCGGGCGGUGGACUGGUGGUGCUUGGGGGCAGUUCUCUACGAGAUGCUGCAAGGCCUGCCACCCUUCUACAGCCAAGACGUGUCCCAGAUGUAUGAGAAUAUUCUGUACCAGCCGCUACAGAUCCCAGGGGGCCAGACGGUGGCCGCCUGUGACCUCCUGCAAGGCCUUCUCCACAAGGACCAGAGGCAGCGGCUGGGCUCCAAAUCAGACUUUCUCGAGAUAAAGAACCAUGUAUUCUUCAGCCCCAUAAACUGGGAUGACCUGUACCACAAGAGGCUGACUCCACCCUUCAACCCAAAUGUGGCAGGACCUGCUGACUUGAAACACUUUGACCCAGAGUUCACCCAGGAAGUUGUGUCAAAGUCCAUUGGCUGCACUCCCGACACUGUGGCCAGCAGCUCUGGGGCCUCAAGUGCAUUCCUGGGAUUUUCCUAUGCACCAGAGGAUGAUGCCAUCUUGGACUACUAGAAGAGAAGCACUCGUGUAACCACUGAAGACAGCUGCUCCCUGCCCCAGGAAUAAUGGGGGGAUGAAGCUGGAAGAUCAUGGAAAACACACCUACAACACUAACACAGACCUACUGGAGAUCUAAGCUGGGUCAGGAAGAGUUACCAUUACCCUUUGGCAUGUGCUGAGAACUUUGAAACACUCUGAUUUGAUUUCCAUCAUAGCAGUGUCUGUUAUUUGACAAGUGUGUGGAACAAGAUGUGGGAGUGGCCAAAAUUUCCCCAACUUCCCAAAGCAAAAAGCAACAGAGUGUAAUUGUUGGAAACAUGAUAGUACUGUCACAAGUAUACAACCCACUAUGGGUUGUGAAACACAUAAUGGUUCCAUGUGUUCUAAGACUGUAAAAUCACAAAAUUUUCACCAAGACAGAAAAUAAAAAUGUAAAAAACUA
Messenger RNA from Lynx canadensis (Canada lynx), 1968 nucleotides. It is a transcript of the gene SGK2, whose product is annotated as serum/glucocorticoid regulated kinase 2. NCBI's taxonomy places the organism in Eukaryota, Metazoa, Chordata, Mammalia, Carnivora, Felidae. The coding region runs from base 435 to 1538 and encodes 367 amino acids. Gene Ontology annotation, molecular function: ATP binding; protein serine/threonine kinase activity. The transcript is spliced from 15 exons. Gene Ontology annotation, biological process: protein phosphorylation. The record is from RefSeq and is a predicted model, not a curated record.